Molecule: messenger RNA, 4338 nt
Organism: Populus euphratica (Euphrates poplar)
Lineage: Eukaryota; Viridiplantae; Streptophyta; Magnoliopsida; Malpighiales; Salicaceae
Product: putative disease resistance protein RGA4
Exons: 4
Coding region: 209-4093 (1294 amino acids)
Molecular function (GO): ADP binding; protein binding
Source: RefSeq, a predicted model, not a curated record
CUAUAAAUGAAGCCCGGAAGCCUGUGGUUUUCCGCACGCUCUUCACAGCAACAUAAACAUUCUUCUAGCAUUCAAACCGAUCAUCACCGCUCAAACCAAGAAACACCUCAACCACCACCCAGCCACACACCUUUUCUUUAAGUUUUUCCCCUUUCUUUUUUUGUGUUUCCCUCCUCCAUCCACUCCUUUUUGAACCUGCAAAGAAAAAAUGGCUGAAGGUGUGCUCUUCAAUAUUGCGGAGGAAAUAAUAAAGACAUUAGGUACCCUAACUGCUCAGGAGGUUGCACUAUGGUGGGGGCUCAAAGAUCAAUUGCGGAAGCUCAAUGACACAGUUACCAGUAUUAAGGCUGUGAUUCAAGACGCUGAGGAGCAGGCACAAAAACAGAACCAUCAAAUCGAAGUCUGGCUCAAGAAGCUGCGGGAAGCUGUAUAUGAUGCAGAGGAUUUGCUGGACGAUUUCUCAACACAAGUUGUGCGGAAACAAUUGAUGCCUGGGAAAAGAGUAUCGAGGGAGGUACGCCUUUUAUUCUCAAGAUCAAACCAAUUUGUGUAUGGUUUACGGAUGGGUCAUACAGUUAAGGCACUUAGAGAGAGACUAGAUAACAUUGAAACUGACAGUAAAAUAUUCCACUUUGAGGUUCGUGAUGAGGAGAGAGCUUCUUUGACCACUGCCAGGGAGCAAACUACCUCAUCUGAACCUGAAAUAAUAGUUGGGAGAGAGAGUGACAAAAAGACAGUUAAAACGUUUCUGAUGAAUUCCAACUAUGAACAUAAUGUUUCUGUCAUCUCCGUAGUUGGAAUGGGAGGAUUGGGGAAGACCACACUAGCUCAACAUGUUUUCAAUGAUGAGCAAGUUAAGGCGCACUUUGGUGUGAGACUCUGGGUAAGUGUCUCAGGCAGCUUAGAUGUUAGAAAGAUUAUCAAAGGGGCUGCAGGUGUUGGAAAUUCUGAUGAUCAGUUAGAGAGUCUGAAAGAAAAGCUUGAAGGGAAAAUAGAAAAAAAGAAGUAUCUUCUGGUGUUAGAUGAUGUGUGGGAUGGUAAGGAUGAUCGUGAAAAAUGGAAGUUUUUAGAGGAGUUAUUACCAUGUGAUGCAGUAGGAAGUAAGAUUGUGGUAACUACACGUUCUCAUGUAAUUGCCAAAUUAACAAGCACAAUAGAACCACAUGUUUUAAAAGGUCUGUCUGUAGAUGAUUCAUGGGAUCUGUUUAGAAGAAAGGCAUUUCCUCAAGGCCAGGAGUCGGGUCCUGUAGAUGAGAGAAUUAGAAAAGAGAUUGUAGAGAGGUGUUGUGGAGUUCCUUUGGUCAUAAAGGCAAUUGCGAGGUUAAUGUCUUCGAAAGAUAGAGCCCAGUGGUUGCCCUUUAUCCAACAAGAACUUCCAAAUAGGGUCCAAGAUGAUAACAUCAUAGAUACCCUUAAGUUAAGCUACGAUCCUCUUCCAUCAUAUUUGAAGCAUUGCUUUGCAUACUGUAGCUUAUUCCCGAAAGGUCAUGAGAUAGAUGUCAAAUCAUUGAUUCGACUUUGGAUUGCACAAGGGUUUGUUAUUAGCUCUUCAAAUUCAGGUCGUAGGGGUAUUGAGAUUGUUGGUCUCAAGUGCUUUAAGAGUUUACUGUGGAGGUCCUUCUUUCACGAAGUUAAAAAGGAUGGUUUAGGUAACAUAGAAAGUUGCAAAAUGCAUGAUUUUAUGCAUGAUCUUGCAAUCCAUGUCGCUGGUUUUCAGAGCAUCAAAGUGGAGCGUGGAGGAAAUAGUAUUAGUGGAUUGACUCGGCACGUGUCAUUUGACACGGAAUUGGAUUUGUCUUUGCCUUUUGCAAAUCGUCUAAGAACACUUGUAUUAUUGCAAGGUGGCAAAUGGGAUGAGGGGCAUUUACGUGUGCUUGUUUUGAGUCAUUUGGGAAUGAAGGAAGUGCCACCUCUCAUUCAAAAGCUCAAGCAUCUGAAAUAUCUUGAUCUUUCGAAUAAUGAGAUGGAGGUGCUUUCUAAUUCUAUCACCAAUCUGGUAAAUUUGCAAGUGCUCAAGCUUAAUGGUUGUAGGAAACUUAAGGAACUACCUAGGGAUAUUGGUAAGCUAAUUAAUAUGAGGCAUCUUGAUGUUGGUUGCUAUCUUGAUGAUGAUUUAUGUGAAAAUUUAGAGUAUAUGCCUCGUGGGAUUGGGAAAUUAACUAGUCUACAAACAUUGUCAUGUUUUGUGGCUGCUAAAAAUAGGAGUUCUAAAUCUGUGAUGAUAGGUGGAUUGGAUGAGUUGAGGAGGUUAAAUAAAUUGAGAGGGAGGCUAGAAAUAAUAGUCAAGGGAUAUGAAGGUAGUUCUUGUAUAUCAGAAUUUAAAGGAGCUAAAUUGAUAAAGAAAAAAUAUCUUCAUUCGUUGACUUUAAAGUGGGAUUUAGGGGCGGAUAAUAUUUCAGAUAUUGAUUUGUAUGAUAAAAUGUUGCGAAGCCUCCAGCCAAACUCGAGUCUUCAAGAGUUGAAAGUGAGAGGCUAUACAGCCAUCAGGUUUCCACAUUGGCUUUCACUUCAAUCAAAUCUUGUAAGGAUUCAUAUAAUAUGUUGUCCAAGACUUAAGCAUAUCCCUCCCUUGGAUAAAAUCCCUUCUCUUAGAGAAUUGUUGAUUAUGUAUUUGACUAAUUUGGAGUACAUGGAUAGCGAGGGGAAUGGAGGAAGAGGAGUUUCGAAAAUUUUCCCAUCUUUGAAGAAACUUAGCAUCUCUAAUUGUCCUAAUCUAAAGGGAUGGUGGAAGAAGAGUAGAGAUAAGUUGAUAAUGCUCCGUUUUCCAUGUCUUUGUUCCUUGAGCAUUGUUGAUUGUCCAAACUUGACUUCAAUGCCGUUGUUUCCAACUCUAUCAAUUCUCAUUUUGUUGAGAGCUAGUUCAAUGCCAUUACAGCAGACAAUGGAGAUGACAUCAGCAGUCUCUUCUUCUUCUUCAUUUACCCGUCCUCUCUCCAAAUUGAAGAAUCUAUAUAUUUAUUUCAUUGAUAACAUGGAAUCUCUUCCGGAAGCAGGGCUGCAAAAUCUCUGUUCUCUUCAACAGCUAUCAAUUAGGGGAUGCUCAAAAUUGAAGUCUCUGCCACUGCCUGAUCAGGGGAUGCAUUCUCUUCAGAAAUUAAAUAUCAGCGAUUGCAGAGAAUUUGAGUGUCCAUCUCAAUCUGAAUCUCAAGGGAAACCCGACCUUACCUCUUCGCAAGAAUUAGGAAUAUCUUACUGCAGUGGAGAGUUGAGAGUGAUAGAAUAUGGAGGUAUGAGGUUUCCAAGUUGGCUUUCACAUCUCUCAAAUCUGGUAAGGAUUCAUCUAGAAAAUUGUAGAAGACUUGAGCAUAUCCCUCCCUUAGAUGGAAUCCCUUCUCUUGAAGAUUUGUAUUUUGGGAGUAUGAAUGAUUUGGAGUACAUAGAUAGUGAGGGGGUUGGAGGAAAAGGAGUGUCGACGUUUUUCCCAUCCUUAAAGACACUUGUUAUCUAUGGUUGUUUUAGACUGAAGGGAUGGUGGAAGAGAUGGAGUAGAGAUAAGAUGAAUGAUGAUCGUAUCUUUUUUCCACGUCUUUCUUCCUUAAAAAUAAGAUGGUGUCCAAAUCUGACUUCAAUGCCGUUGUUUCCAACUCUCGAUGAAGGUCUUUCUUUGACCAAAACCAGUUCAAUGCCAUUACAGCAGACAAUGAAGAUGAAAUCAGCGGUCUCUUCUUCUUCUUCUUCUUCUUCUUCUUCAUUUAUCCGUCCACUCUCCAAAUUGAAGGAACUCGAUAUUGGUUCAAUUGAUGACAUGGAAUCUCUUCCGGAAGUAGGGCUGCAAAAUCUCUCUUCUCUUCAACAGCUAUCGAUCUCUGAAUGUCCAAGAUUGAAGUCUCUGCCACUGCCUGAUCAGGGGAUGCCUUCUCUUCAGAAAUUAUAUAUCAGCGGUUGCAGAGAAUUAAAGUCGUUAUCUCAAUCUCAAUCUCAAGGGAGGAUACCCUACUUUCCCUCUUUGCAACUGUUAAUAAUCAAUUACUGCAGUGAAGAGUUGAGUGAAAGAACUAGAGGAUGGGGAAAGGAGAGCGUGGAGGAGUGGCUUCCUAACAUUGAACACACUCCAUAUAUGGCGACUAAAUUCAAAAGGAGGGUCGCUAUUUAAAUGGUGAAGGAUUGAUAUGCUAACGAGUAUUAGAGAGCAUUUUCAUGGAGCAUACAUCCUUACAAUUAUGGAAGGCCUGUGACAAACUUUGCGGAAACUUGUUCACACUUCAUGCCUUACGUAUACAUCCCAUUUACAUAAACAAAUUGCAGCAUCCAGUUCGGAAUCUCCUCCGCUGCCUGUGGUGAUGGAUUCAUACCUCUCAAUCAACUUAGCUUACCGCAAAAUACCACUCCUCUUCUAAA